AUGAAUCCAAUAAAUCCAAACACUUUAUUUGGUGGUAGAUGGUAUGAAAUAGUUGACAGUUUUCCAUUCUACACUAAUACGCAGUCAAUGAAGAUGGGAGGUUCAAAGAAAAUAGGUAUUGAAAACCUUCCUUCACAUAUGCAUAGGUUCAGUGGAAGAACAUCUGUGGAAGGAAACCAUUCACAUUCAAUAACAAAAAGAGGUUAUAUAAAUCUUGCAGCGGGUUCGAAUAGACAGGGAAUGAAUAGAUAUGAUAUCUCAGAUGACCCCAAAGAUGUUAGCACAGGUAUUUUCUGUGGAACUGCAGGAAAUCAUACACAUGUUGUAGCUGGUAUUACAGACCCAGCAGGUAAUGGAAAAGAUUAUAUGCCUCCUUAUAUAACAAUGCACGCUUGGAUACGAGUUGGUUAA
Messenger RNA from Trichomonas vaginalis G3, 411 nucleotides. Its product is annotated as ATP binding. The coding region runs from base 1 to 411 and encodes 136 amino acids. Lineage: Eukaryota; Parabasalia; Trichomonadida; Trichomonadidae. The transcript has a single exon. The record is from RefSeq and is a predicted model, not a curated record.